UUUAGCUAAUUUCCGUCAAUAACAAACGAAUUGCCAGUUAAUUCGGUCCAUUCGGUGAUUUUCAGUUAAAGAUCGUUUGAAUUCUCUUUCGAUUAAAUCAAAAAAAGUGUUCUGUUCAUUUUUCUUUCAACAGUUUUAAAAUGAAAUUCGCAGUAUUUGUAGUAUUGUCAUGCUUGUGCAUUUUCGGUUCUGGUUUGCAAACGGAUCAAAUCUGGGGCAAUAUUAAUAAUAAUGUCCGUGAAAUUGGAAGUGAGACCAUCAAGGUGCCAUCAACAAUAUGGACAGUGAAAAAACAUAAGUUUAGCUUCCCAAAGAUGCCGUUAAAUGUUCCAAUCGCUGGUAUCAGACAUAUCGACUACAAAUCGCAUCCAGUCAAAGUGGAAUUCUUAAAAGGCGGCGUCGGACAUUUCGAUGUAACUUUCCAGCUUACUUCACAGAAAGGCCAUGGCAUCAACUCUACCUUCAUUUUCUACGCACAAUAAAGAGGGUCAUAUCUUAUCAGCUGCCACAAAGAAAAAGAAUGGAGAUAUGGAAUUGACGCUAAAACUCGAAAUUUUUUACCAUUACAUUCUUCAAAACAGAACUUUCUUCAAAAUUGGAGUUAAAAGAAGACAUUGUUAUUUGAAAUAGAAAAUGAAUAAUUGAAGUAUGAAUUUCCAAAAAUAAACGUUAAAAAAGCAGAUAAAAAAUCUAUUUUUGAAUCAUUUAAAAUGAUUCAUUUUAUAUGCAAUAUUUUGGUUGUGAUUGUAAGUUGGCACGGAGAAAAUCAGAAAAGUGUGACUCAUUCAUUCCUCUUGCGAAUUGAAAUGAGAAUCUAAAUCAAGAGAUUAAAUAAUGCCCAAUAGGGCACAAUGCUAUCGAACCAUCGAAUCGUUUUCCAAUCAAUUUGGAAAACUCCAAAAUUGUGACUAUUUAUCAAUGCUUGCAUAGCUGCCGAAUCGUGAUUUGGAUAGAAGGACAGAAGGACAGAUUCGCUAUCAUUAAGUCUCAAUUGAAUUAAAAUCUUGCUGAAGAAACCAAAAAAACCGAAAAAAUGGAGUCUGAAAGAGAAUUCCAGUGCGAGGGAAAAAUGAAAACUUGUAAUAAAUACAAACCAAAACAAUGAUAAAACAAUCAAAGCAAAGAGAAUCAUAUACAAAUGAAAUGAAUGAAAUUCCAAUCGGAAUUAUCAUAAAGAACGAAUCCAUUUGUAAUAUAGUAAUCAAACGCACUCAUUAGGAUUUGCGCGGAAAAAAUGACAACUGCUGUGUUUACAGUGGAUGAUUUACAGUGAAUGUGUUUACAAGCUGUGUUGUAGUAAUACGAGUGACAUCCAUUAAUUUGCACGUUGUUUGUUUGCACAUUUGCAUUUUGAUAUAAACAAAGUCGACAAAAACUCUGUGUAUAAAUUCUGUAUGUAAAUUUCCUUUUGGAUUCGAAUGUAUGGAUUAAUUUAGUCAAUUUUGAGUUGAAUUAAAGACAUUUUUCUGAAGAAAAAUCAUGGUAAAUCAAUCGAAACCAGAAAGUUGUGACGACAAAACGAGCUGUGUUGGAUUCUUUGCACCACGAACCCAAAGUGCUAAGAAAUAUUGGAAUAAAUUUUGUUGGUUGUGUCACAAGGAAAAUCCGGUUGAAAAAAAGAAGUGCAAUAAAUGCUAUCAUGUUUAUCACGUCGCUUGUUUGGAAGCUGAUUCGAUUUGCAAUGACUGUAAAUUGGCCAAGAUACGAAACCGACUUCUCAGCAGUGACGAUCAGAAAAUGCUGAAGAGACUGGUCGAAAAGUUGUUCUGUGAUGAAGGGAUGAUGACUUUUGAGAAGCAGUGCAUUUCGAAGCCAUUGACCUCGAUCAGAGCGAAAAUUGAAAAUUAUACCACAUUUGCUGCUUUUUUGGAUGACAUCAAGUGGACGGUGCAUAAAUGCAUGGUGGUUUAUAACGAAUGUCAAUCGGUAGAAGAGAACAAGAUGGCAGCGAUGGCCGAACGACUCAGAAUGUAUUGCGUCGAGCAAGUUGAAAGCAUGCAGGCAUGCGCGGAAUGUCAUACGAACUCUUGGGAAUGGCCUGAUCAUAACAUCACAAUGUCUUGCAAAAUGGCUCAUCCGAUUCUGUGGGCAUUGGACCAACAAAAUCUAUUGUACUGGCCGGCAAAGUGCAUGUUGGUGAACGACUCAAAAGUCACCGUUCGCUUCUUCGGAUAUCACAAGACGGCUGCAGUCGAUGUAAAGGAUUGCUGGUUAUAUUCACACCAACCACCUUCUCAGAAGAAUGGUGAAAAUCAAGUGAAUGCCGACGAUUUUUCGACGGCUCUGAAGGAGGCUGAUGCUUACAUCGAAAAUCUCCGCAAAGAAAUUGGUGAAUAUGUUUACGCUGCUAUGGAUACGCCAUUCAAUCCGUUCAUCCAUUUUCGUACCAUUGGCAACGACGCUGUUCAAUCAGAGGAUUAUCCGGUAGUCCCAGUUCCAGCGUUGAAUCGUCCGAAUUUGGUCAUCAGCAGCCCAUUGAUUGAUAUGAGCUCAGCGCAUCGUCCAAAUAAUCAACCGCGUAACUCCGAAAUGCCAUCUCGUGUUUUGGACAUGCCAACAAUUCAGUCCAAUGACAUCGACGAUCAGCAACACUCUUCCAAAAAAACCCAAACCAAAUCGAUCAACUCCACUUUAGCUGGCAAAAAACGAAAAAUCACCGAAACAGUUGCAACACCAUCACCGGAGCAAAAAGCGCGCAAAUCAUUUCCAGCAACCAGCAACAUUCAAGUGUUCUCAAGCCUCAUGCAAUUGAACUUUAGGGAAUACGUUGACAAGUCAAGCCGUUUGUGCGAAGGAAUCGAACGAUUGGAAAAUAAAGUGGCCGAACUAAAGUUUGAGAAAAAACAGCUCAUCGAUGAAAUCGCGCAACAAAAACAGGAAGUCGAUAAGGUGACGAACGAAAACAAUAAACUCAAGGGCUAUCUAAAACAGUUUAACAUCAUUUGGGAAGGCAAGUUAGCGGAGGCCAAACGACAACAAUGGUGCAUCACAUGCGGAAAGAAACCAGAAGAUCCAUUCUAUUGCAGCAAAGCCUGCCAAAAGGUUGAUUGGAAAAAUGAUGAACCCGAAGAUUUGUAAUCAUCUUAAUCAAAAGCCCAUUUCUUCCUAUUACACUGACUCGAAUUCAAUUUAAUUUUGAACGAAAAGAAUUACCUGACGUACAAAUAGGAGUUUAAAAGAAAAUCAACAUUUGAAUAGCAUUUAGUCAUCAAACCAAAAAUUUAAUCGAAAACUGUCAAGUUUACUGAUCACAACGAUGUAUUAAUCUCUAUUUUUCUCGCUGACACUGUAUUUUUUGAAGAAAAUGUCUCCAACAUUUACAUUCGGUUCAAUUUAUGAACAAGAAUAUUUAACAGAAACAUGAAUAUCAGUCUAAUUUUGCUUUAAAAUAGGAUGAAAUAUGUUUUUUUUUGUAUUUUACGAGCCAGCAAGAGAAGCUAUUCUAUUACGAGAUAUUCAUUGAAAUAAUAUACCACAAUAGUACUAAUUUCGCAUAACACAUGAAAAUGACAAUGGAUUGAAUUAUUAUUGUGUAGCAAAAUGUAAUGCAUUCGAUUAUUUUGUACACUGACCCAUUCGAUGACAUUUAAAUAAAGAAGAAAAAAAUAAGACAAA
Sitodiplosis mosellana (orange wheat blossom midge) is the source of this 3615-nucleotide messenger RNA. Its product is annotated as MYND-type zinc finger-containing chromatin reader ZMYND8-like. The record is from RefSeq and is a predicted model, not a curated record. The transcript has 8 exons. The coding region runs from base 1480 to 3078 and encodes 532 amino acids. NCBI's taxonomy places the organism in Eukaryota, Metazoa, Arthropoda, Insecta, Diptera, Cecidomyiidae. Gene Ontology annotation, molecular function: protein binding.